GAAACUUUAUUGAGUAUUUGUCUAUUUGAGUUUCUCUCAUCUUCUUUUGUUUUGCUUCACAUCGUUCACAUCAAUUAGUUUCUAUCAGCUCCAGCAAAUGGUUAGUGUGUUCAUCAGCUAAAAUCAUUAAGGAUUGCGUUACUUCUUCUUCAGGAAGGACUAGAAAUGAGAAAGAGUUGAUUACUCCAUAUUGAGUGUGAAGAUGACGAGGUGGUCUAUGUCUAUGCACUGCACAUUGUUCUUGCUAUUUCUGUUGAGGCUCACUUGUAUAUUCUCAGAUUCCGAUUAUUUGAUGGGUCUUGGAAGCUAUGACAUCACAGGACCUGCAGCUGAUGUUAACAUGAUGGGUUAUGCUAACAUGGAACAAGUAGCAUCUGGUGUUCACUUCAGGCUCAGAGCUCGUGCGUUCAUCGUGGCUGAGCCAUACAAGAAAAGGAUUGCUUUUGUUAAUCUUGAUGCUGGUAUGGCCUCACAGCUUGUGACCAUCAAAGUGAUUGAAAGAUUGAAACAGAGGUACGGUGAGCUUUAUACGGAGGAAAAUGUUGCAAUUAGUGGAACUCAUACUCAUGCUGGUCCAGGGGGUUAUCUCCAAUACAUUUUGUACUUAGUUACAUCUCUCGGGUUUGUUCAUCAAUCUUUCAAUGCUCUUGUGGACGGUAUAGAGCAAAGUAUUAUACAAGCUCAUGAAAAUCUUCGUCCCGGGUCCAUUUUAAUCAACAAAGGGGAGCUCUUGGAUGCUGGUGUGAACCGUAGUCCCAGUGCUUACCUUAACAAUCCGGCACAUGAACGUAGUAAAUAUGAAUAUGAUGUAGAUAAAGAGAUGACACUUGUCAAAUUCGUUGAUGAUCAAUGGGGUCCAGUGGCACGUAUCAUGGAAGACUGGUUUGAACGAGAAAACGGUUGUAGAUCAGUUGAUGUUGAAUCUCCUAGAAGAGUCUCAAGCAUAAUCAGUGAUCCUUAUGAUCAAGAUUUGAUGGAAAUGGCAUCCUCGUUACUGUCUACCGGCGGUAAAACCGUUACAAGGAUGUCAAGCGUUGCUAGACGGGUCAGAAGUAGAUUUAGACACGCUGACAAACCUAGAUUUGUCUCUGCCUUCUGUCAAACUAACUGCGGUGAUGUUAGUCCGAAUGUGUUGGGAGCCUUCUGUAUAGACACAGGCCUUCCUUGUGAAUUCAACCAAAGUACUUGUGGUGGAAAGAAUGAGCAAUGCUACGGCCGUGGACCAGGCUACCCUGAUGAAUUUGAGAGUACCCGCAUUAUUGGAGAGAGGCAGUUCAAGAAGGCUGCGGAUCUUUUCACUAAAGCCUCUGAGGAGAUACAAGGAAAAGUUGACUAUCGUCAUGCAUAUGUUGAUUUCUCUCAGCUUGAAGUGACGAUUAAUGGACAAAAUGGAGGUUCCGAAGUGGUGAAAACAUGUCCAGCUGCAAUGGGUUUUGGUUUCGCUGCAGGAACAACUGAUGGACCUGGAGCAUUUGACUUUAAACAAGGAGAUGAUCAGGGAAAUCCUUUCUGGAGGCUUGUAAGGAACCUUCUCAAGAAUCCAACUGAGGAACAAGUACGAUGCCAACGACCUAAACCCAUAUUGCUUGAUACCGGUGAAAUGAAACAACCAUACGACUGGGCGCCGUCGAUAUUACCAGUUCAGAUCCUCCGCAUUGGCCAGCUAGUGAUUCUCUGCGUCCCCGGAGAAUUCACAACAAUGGCAGGGAGGCGACUACGUGAUGCCGUGAAAACAGUGCUUAAAGAAGGCAGCAAUGGAAGAGAAUUCAGCGUGGUAAUAGCCGGGCUAACCAAUUCGUAUUCGCAGUAUAUUGCCACAUUUGAGGAAUACCAAGUUCAGAGAUAUGAGGGUGCAUCGACUUUGUAUGGACCUCACACGCUAAGCGGAUACAUUCAAGAAUUCAAGAAACUAGCAAAUGAUCUUCUAUCUGCUCAAACCACUGACCCGGGUCCCCAACCACCUGACUUACUUCACAAGCAAAUAAGCUUACUAACACCUGUUGUUGCGGAUAUGACACCAAUUGGAACUGCAUUCGGAGAUGUUACAUCGGAUGUUCCUCGGUUAUCCAAAUUCAGGAAGGGAGCUGACAUAGUGAGGGUUCAAUUCCGGUCAGCUAACCCGAGAAACGAUCUGAUGACGGAAGGAACUUUCGCGCUUGUUGAGAGGUGGCUCGAAGGAAGAGAGACAUGGGUACCUGUUUAUGAUGAUGAUGACUUUUGCCUCCGGUUUAAGUGGUCAAGACCGUUUAAACUCAGCACGCAGAGCACAGCAACUAUCGAAUGGAGAAUCCCUGAAACCGCAUCACCUGGUGUUUAUAGAAUCACUCACUUUGGUUCAGCUAAAACUCCUAUAAGCUCCAUUCACCAUUUCUCUGGUUCAUCUAGUGCCUUUGUUGUAUAUUGA
Molecule: messenger RNA, 2404 nt
Organism: Arabidopsis thaliana (thale cress)
Lineage: Eukaryota; Viridiplantae; Streptophyta; Magnoliopsida; Brassicales; Brassicaceae
Product: Neutral/alkaline non-lysosomal ceramidase
Exons: 10
Coding region: 203-2404 (733 amino acids)
Biological process (GO): cellular response to oxidative stress; ceramide catabolic process
Cellular component (GO): endoplasmic reticulum; Golgi apparatus; extracellular region
Molecular function (GO): N-acylsphingosine amidohydrolase activity
Source: RefSeq, marked reviewed